AUGGUGAUAUUUCCCAUACCCGUUUUCAAUUACCCUAUAAAUCAUCUAAUUUCCUCUACAAUUUUCCUCUUUGCCCUGUUUUCAACUCCCCAUAUCUCACUUUCACUCUCUAACAAACCCUAUUUUGUUCCAAACCUUGUUCUGAUUGGUGACGCCAAGUUUACAAAUAACAGCUCUUCUAUUCAGCUUACUGACCCUAAAAACUCAUCUCCAAGCUCUGGAUUUGUGAUUCAGAAAAAACCCAUCAAAAUUCUCAGCUCCAAUUCAAGGCCCAUAAGAUCAAUAUCAUUUUCUACUGACUUCACGUUCUCAAUUUCACCUCAUAACGGGGAUGGGCUGGCUUUUUUACUCGUGUCUAGGAAGUUUAUGCUGAAAUUUUCAAAACAAAGUUUUGGGGUUUCGAAAGGAAGUCCCUUUUUUGCGGUGGAGUAUGACACGUUUUUUGAUGAGAAUCUGGGGGAUGUGAAUUCGAAUCAUGUGGGAAUCGACGUGGGAAGUCUUGUUUCUGUGAAAACUAGCAAUGUUUCGUCGUUAAAUUUGGUUUUGAAUAGUGGGAUGAAGCUACAUUCGUGGAUAGAUUAUGAUUCGAGCUCAAAACAAUUGGAGGUUAGGUUGAGUAAGUUUGGUCUUGCCAGGCCCUACAACCCACUGUUAGUGCAUCCUAUUGAUUUGGGUGAAAUGUGGAGAAAUGGAGAAGUGUUCGUUGGAUUGAGUUCAUCUAGUGGUAAUUCAAAGCAGACUAGUAACGUGUAUGCCUGGAAAUUUAAAACAAGAAGUGUUCCAAAGUGGCUGCAUUCACACCCAGUGGAUCCUCGGGUGUUUUCUAAUGUACAUGGUGAGGAGAAAGGAGAGAAUAAGGGAUGGGUCUGUGUUCUGGGAUUUCUUUCUGGUUUGAUCAUGAUGAUUGGGUUUGGAGCCUUGAUAGCGGUUGUUAUAAUGUUCUUGUGGGCAAUAUUUGAAAAUAGCCGGGAGACAAUAGUAACAAUCCCAGCAAAGUGCACGGUGCAGCCAGGUGAUUUCAAGUACCAAAAGAUCAAUGUAGUUAUAAAUGAUAAUUCGGUUGAUGCUAAGCAUUAG
This is a messenger RNA of Fraxinus pennsylvanica, 1077 nucleotides long. The record is from the annotation of a GenBank genome assembly. Lineage: Eukaryota; Viridiplantae; Streptophyta; Magnoliopsida; Lamiales; Oleaceae.